GCAUGUAUAUAUGCCAAGCAAUAUCAGAGGAUUGAAGGGUUCCUGCCUUUUAAUCCCUUGCACCUUCGACUACUAUUACAAUCCACCUCGCAGACCAGAUCGUGUGGCUUGGUACCAGUAUGCAAGCUACUCCUAUCCUUUAGUUUGUAAAGAUUGGGACAUGAGGGAUGAAAUUGAUGAAUUUAAAGGUAAAACAUGGACACCUAAUUCUGGAUCUGGGAGAAAUUGCGACCUUUUAAUCAAGCCAGUGACGCAGCAUCACCACAGACAGAAGAUUUACCCCUGGGUAGAUCCAGACUAUACUGGGAAAUACACCCAUGCAUUCUGGGAUAAAACUGUAACAAUUGAAGUAGUUGACAGGGCAGAGGCACCUCGUAUUACGAUCUAUGGAGACAGGAAGGUUGGACAGUCUGUGACAGUGCAAUGCACCGCUUCCCACACCUGUUCGAUAUAUCCACCGGAUCUGAGUCUCAACAUCCCACUGCGAAGCCACAGUCUAACUCAUAGCUCGGGGUCUGGUGGCACAACUGAAACCACCUUGACGACCACAUUAAACAUAGAGAGAGACCACCAAACUGUGCAGUGCUCCGUCCGACACAUGGGCGGUCACACUGUAACAGCCACUCAAACCUUAAAUGCAGAAUGCUCCUUUUCAGCGUUGACUAUCAGCCGUACAUCAAAUGAAUUCCUUGAGGGACAGGCAAGCAAAGUAACCAGCACUGCCUCAUACACAUGCUCCAAACAUAUACCAACCCUGACAUGGAACUAUGGUAGCAUGCCAGCUUCCACUGAUACCAGCAACAGUGGAAGCACUAGUUGGAGGACUGUCUCCACACUGACAUUCACAGCAUCAGCUAACGACCAUGGGAUGUCACAUAACCAGGACAGACUUUACCCAUGGAUGGACAAGCACCCUAUCACCUCCUACCAAAGCCUGGGUCCCACAUUUUAUGAAAAAACUUCUCAACUUAUUGUUUCAGACCAAGCACAGGAACCACAGGUGAGCAUCAUAGGUAUCCCCAGGGUGGGAGAGGAGAGCACAGUGUCCUGCAAUGUGCGCCAUACAUGUAUCUCUGCUCCCCCCACCCUGACCAUAAGUGGUAUACCUGGAGAAGAUCUCAUUACGGACACUUUGGUAACUGAUGGGAUUUGGGAAAGGACAGUAGAGAGAACCUGGGCUGUAAAAGAAGAGGACCAGAGUGUGAAGUGUACUGUUAGCUACAGUGGGGGUCAGAGAGAAACAAGUGAGAUUAAGCUGAAUGUUGAAUGUCCAUAUAACAGCAUCACAAUGACUGAGCGGCCUGGCAACGCAACAGAGGGUGUGGCAAAGAGUGUCAUUUGUUCUGUUUCCUACAAAUGUAAGAAAAAUAAACCAACCAUUGUGUGGAACUACGAAGACAUCCAGAGUUCGUUAAAAACCAAAGAGAACUCCAGCAAUACCUUUAUCACAGUGUCAAAUCUAACCUUUAUUGGCUCUCUUGAGGAUGACGGUAAAUCUUUGACCUGCACUGCUCAGUUUGUUACUGGCGAGACCUCUGACUCUGAAACCCUUCAUAUAAAAAAAUAUGUGAGAGAUCCAUAUGAAAAUGACACGUUCAAUGAUCAGGCUGCUGACGUCCCUUUCAGAUUCAGCGCCCUGACCGGUUCCUGUGUGGUGAUUCCCUGCAGCAUUCCGUACAAGGAAGAUGAGCCUUUCACACGUGGCGUCUGGUCCAAAAGAAAUAAUGAUAUCAUCUACCAUAAUGGCCCAACCUUUGUGGUUGACCAUUUCAAGGGCCGCACCAGAAUGUUAGGAGAGCUGAAUGAGGGAAACUGCUCAUUAGAGAUUGAUGACAUCAAACCUUUUGACAAUGGGCCCUUCUGUUUCCAUGCAGAGAGAGAUAACAAGGACAGAUACAGAUUCAACAAUAGCUGCGUAUUUAUUGUUAUGAAAGCGUCCCCAGAAAAACCAGUGAUGACCUCAGUUCCAGCAGAAGUCGAUGCUGGCUCAAUGAUUACUGUCUCGUGUUCUGUGACGCACACAUGUCCGUCACAUCCUCCAGUGUUCUCAUGGAGUGUCUCUCCCCUCACCAGUGAGGUCACGCACACCUGGACGCCCCAGGGCAUCUGGGAGACGACAUCCAACAUCACGUUCACGGCUGCUGGAGGAGACGGGGUCAAAAACCUAACCUGUACUGCCAUCUCCUGGCUCGGCAAGCAACGAGCCAGCACAGUCCAGAUGACUGUGAAGGGUUAGAGCCACACAAUUCAACUGUUCUGUUCAUGUCUGGUUAUGCAGUUAUAUCAUACAUUGAAUAAAUGAGCUUCAAAUGUUCCAACAUCGCCAGGAUGAAGUUCUUCUAGUCCUGUUUGUAAUCACAAUUGCAGUGUUUAGAGUAGUUGCAUUCAAAUUUGCUUCAUUUAAAGAAGAAUAAGACAUACUUUCUUAAUCCCUGAUGAAAAAUGAUAUUCUUUUACUUUGUUAUUAUACACAUUACACACAGGCCCCGAAAUGCACACACAUGCAAACACAGCCUAUACACAUGCAUAAAGCAUUAAAUGGAAAGUUGCCCAGUUGGGGGUGUGGUGCCUUGCUCGAGGGCACCUCUGCAGUGCCCAGUAGGUGAACUGGCACCUAUCCAACUACCAGUCCACACUCCAUACUUGGUGUACAGGGAUUAAAAUCAACAACCCUCCAGUUCCCAAGCCAUGUUCCCACAGCCACUGCUGCCCCUAAAGAAUGUAUCUCAGCUGUCGAUUAUCUGAAUGAACCUGUUAAAUAAACACAAUAAAUAUGCUUUUCUCUCA
Molecule: messenger RNA, 2787 nt
Organism: Perca fluviatilis (European perch)
Lineage: Eukaryota; Metazoa; Chordata; Actinopteri; Perciformes; Percidae
Exons: 9
Coding region: 11-2236 (741 amino acids)
Source: RefSeq, a predicted model, not a curated record